Molecule: messenger RNA, 484 nt
Organism: Soboliphyme baturini
Lineage: Eukaryota; Metazoa; Nematoda; Enoplea; Dioctophymatida; Soboliphymatidae
Source: the annotation of a GenBank genome assembly
ACUGUCAAUGCCAGGAUUUUUGUCCGGAGUGCGCCGUCGAAAUGACACUACAGGUUUCCUGUAACGACGAUAUGACUCGUCACGUAACUACAGCUGACUUUAAGUCUAGCGACAGCCGCGUAGUUCCCGCUUGCGGUAUGCACAGAAGAAACGAAACCGACGAUUUCACGGACAGUGAAGAUAUUCUCAUCGUCAAACUGCGAAAAGGUCAAGAACUCAAACUGCGUUGCUUCGCCAAAAAGGGUUUUGGCAAAGAGCAUGCAAAAUGGAACCCAACGUGCAGCGUCGCUUUUGAAUACGAUCCUGACAAUGCGUUACGUCAUACCCUGUUUCCAAAGCCUGGAGAAUGGCCCAAGAGCGAAUUUAGCCAACUGGAUGAAGACAGCUGUAAGUUUGAGACGAAUUUGUAUAUUUCCCUUCGAGUUUUUUUUCUCUCUUUUUCUUGUUCAGCACUUAUUUUGCAUUCAUUCCGAUUCCUUUAAAU